Bursaphelenchus xylophilus (pine wood nematode) is the source of this 1334-nucleotide messenger RNA. Lineage: Eukaryota; Metazoa; Nematoda; Chromadorea; Rhabditida; Aphelenchoididae. The record is from the annotation of a GenBank genome assembly.
AUGAAAGUAACUUUUUUGCAUCCUGAUUUUGGAGUUGGCGGAGCUGAAAGACUAAUUUUGGAUGCAGCUAUUGCCUUUGACAACAAUGGGCACCAAGUUGAAAUUGUUACCAAUCAGUUUAGCGAGGUACAUUGCUUUACGGAGGCCCUGAAAUUUAAAGACAGUAAGUGGAUGAAAAUGUAUAAUUGUUUGUUUUAGACAUUGUUGUAGCGGCAAAGUGGAUUCCCCGCACCAUUUUUGGGAAGUUUUAUGCAUUGUUGGCCUACAUUCGACUCUGCAUCGCUUCUUUGUACGUUAUAUGGGACAAAACUGCGGAUGUUGUUUUUUUGGAUCAGGUAAUAUCCGUUGAAUUAUUAUUGAUUUCUUUAGAUAUCACUGCCCUUGGUCUUCUUUAGGUUGGCUCGACCUUUUUUCCACCCUAAGUUGAUCUUCUACUGUCAUUUUCCUGAUCAGAAACUCACGACACGUGAAAGCGAAUUGAAGAAGUUCUACAGAUAUUUCAUUGAUGGAUUAGAGAAUAAAACAUUGGGAUUGGCAGACAAGAUCUACGUCAACUCUUUAUUCACAAAGAACGUUUGUUCCGAGACCUUCCCUACUAUCGAUUCCUCCAGAUUUGAUAUUUUACAUCCGAGUCUAAACACCAGUGUUCUUGACGAGACUGAAGAUGUUCAGUUAGACAUUCCAGACGAUUUUGAAUUUGUUUUUGUAAGCUUAAACCGAUACGAAGGGAAGAAAGAUCAUAUCUUGGCAUUACGAGUGUUUAGUAAGUAUUAUUAUAUUUUCUUCAUCUUUUUAGAUAGUUUCAAAGAUUUGGUGGAUCAGAAAACUUUUGCAAAGUGCUUAUUGGUAUUUGCCGGAGGGUAUGAUCCCUUGAAUUCUGAAAACAAAACGAUUUAUAACGAAUUGGUACAAGAAACCGAGCGUUUUGGUCUUUCCGAUAACGUUAAGUUUUACAAAAGUCCAAGUAAGUUGUAAGAUGAAAAACAAUAUCUCUUUUAGGCGACGCUGUGAAGGUAUCUUUACUGAGAAGGGCUCAGUUGUUGUUUUACACCCCAAAAGGAGAACACUUUGGAAUUGUUCCCUUGGAAUCAAUGUGGCUGAGAACUCCAGUCUUAGCCCUCAGAAGUGGAGGCCCCAUUGAAACCAUAGACAAUCAGAAGACAGGGUACUUGAUAGAACCAGAUGCUGAUCUAAAACAGUUUGCUGAUGUGUUUUUAAAGGCUGUCAGGGAUCCAGAACUGAAGAAGAGGAUGGGGGAAGCCGGACGAGUUCGGGUUCAAGAUAACUUUUCUUUUGAGGCCUUCACACAGAAACUUUUGGAAACUGUUUUGUAA